CAGACGGACUAUUGGCGUACAUCGACGCGGUUUUCCAUUUGACAAGCUCUCAUGCAGAGUGUCGCAUUACUGUCUGGAUUUAAUAUCGAAAGAACUAAGGCGUAUGCGAGAAUUGAGUACCGAUGUCUACGAUCGCUGUGGUUGUGUGGUUAGAUCAACACAUCAGAUCCCCUGUGCAUGUGAGCUGCGAGCGGUGGUCGAUUCAGGUAACCCGAUCAGCCUUGACAGUAUACACCCGUUUUGGACGAAACUUGUUAUUCUCGGCGAUGGGUUGGACACAUCUGCGCAACCCGAUUUUGCUGGUUUUCAGACUGAGGAACAUCAGUAUUUUCACGAGGUCGCCGACGAGGUCAUGACUAAGGAUCCUUCAGUGUUGCGUGAUAUUUCUCGUAUUGUUCGAGAGCGACUUCACCCCGAAGACUUAGGCUACAUGGAACCAGAAGUUAAAAUAAAUGUCAAAGGUCGACCAAAGGGGAGCAAAUCAACGAAGCGGGAUCCGAGUCGUCAUGAGUACAAGGACCGUGUACCUGGUCGUCCUAAAUCUUCCAAAGCUCAGAAAAAUCGUACAUCCGCGUCAGCUGGUUUGCAAAAUGCGGAGGUUAUUCCAGGAUUCCUUUUACCAUUCGUUGACGAGCUUGUGGACGUGCGUGGAGACGGCAACUGUGGAUUUCGCGUGGUGGCAGACCACAUAUAUGGUGACGAGAAGAUGUGGGGAAUGACUAGAAUGAACAUUGCAAACGAAAUCUCCGCCCACCCUAAUCGAUACGAAGGUAUUUUCAUUGAUGGGUUGCAAGCGGCCAUUACACGUAUUAGCUGGGAAGGCGGCGAGUGUGGCCCUAGCUACUGGAUGCAGGUAUUGGAUGACUUGUUCCCUAUUGCCACUAUCUUCAAUGCAGCUGUUAUUUACAUACAAGGCGGGACGCUACAACAGACGCGGUUCUCUUCGUUUACUGUUCUGCCUUUGCAUUCCUCUGAGGUUCACUCACGACCAUCGCAGGAGAUAGUGAUAUUGUAUAUUAGUGGACGCGCACAUUUUGUUAGGUUGAAUUUGCAGGAUAAUUUUCCUGUCCCACCAAUUCCCACCCUGUGGUUUCAGCACAGGGACCAUACUGUUCAGUCUUGGCAUACUUUAUAUGCUAAUAGGAGAGAGCAAUGGGAUAGUUUGAUAGGUAUGGCAGAUUGAGUUGAUUGUAAAAUGUUUAUUCGGUAAUUAUGCUGAUUGUGUGUUUUAUUAUUAUACGUGUAAUAUUUUU
Mercurialis annua (annual mercury) is the source of this 1253-nucleotide messenger RNA. RefSeq lists its product as uncharacterized. The record is from RefSeq and is a predicted model, not a curated record. NCBI's taxonomy places the organism in Eukaryota, Viridiplantae, Streptophyta, Magnoliopsida, Malpighiales, Euphorbiaceae. The transcript has 4 exons. Bases 104 to 1183 code for a protein of 359 amino acids.